CUCAUCUUCAAGAUUCGGUCCAUUUUCAGGGAUAAGAGUUAACUAAAAUUGAAGUUAUGUGACCCGAAAGUUGUAGGCAGGACGGCCCAUUUUCAGGGAUCAGUAAUUGCUGGCCUUUCUUUAAGACUUGUACAAGAGCCACCGAGGCCCCAGCCACAGCCUCGCAUCGUUGCGUGGUGGCAGUCUGGCAGAGGCUGAGAAGGCUCACGGCCAGUUGCACAAGAUAUGGGCACGAUACACCAAGAAGAAGACCACCCCUUGAUUCCUUCAAGCUCAGAUCAAACUCUACACUUGAACCGUGAACAACAACAGCCUGAAGAGUCAAAUCUGAUAAGCAAAACCUGGGUUGAAUCAAAGAAGCUAUGGUUAGUUGCGGGUCCCUCCAUCUUCAGCCGCGUUGCCAUGUUCUCCAUGACUGUCAUAACUCAAGCAUUCGCUGGCCAUCUUGGUGACCUCAAUCUGGCUGCCAUUUCCAUUGUCACCACUGUCAUUAUUUCCAUUACUUUUGGAUUCUUGUUAGGAAUGGCCAGUGCAUUAGAGACACUAUGUGGACAAGCUUAUGGAGCAAAGCAAUAUCAUAAGUUGGGUAUAUACAUGCAGCGUUCAUGGAUUAUUCUCUUCUUUUGUUCCAUUGUUUUACUACCUCUAUUCAUUUUUGCUGCUCCAAUCUUAAAGCUCAUUGGACAACCAGCCAACGUGGCGGACCAAACAGGUUUAUUUGCAGUUUGGCUAAUACCAUUUCAUUUGAGCUUCCCAUUUCAGUUUACAUUGCAGAGGUUCUUACAGAGCCAACUGAAGACUGCAGUGAUUGUUUGGGUUUCUGGGGUUGCUCUUGCGGUUCAUGUGUUAGUCAGUUGGGUUUUUGUUUAUAAGUUGAGGGUUGGGAUUGUUGGGACAGCUAUCACUCUUGAUUUUUCCUGGUGGUUGUCUGUUUUGGGACUUUUUGUUUAUGCUGUUUGCGGUGGUUGUCCACUUUCUUGGACUGGUUUUUCUGCACAGGCUUUCCUUGGGCUUUGGGAUUUCUUCAAACUCUCUCUGGCCUCUGGUAUCAUGCUUUUGUUGGAGAAUUUCUAUUACAGAAUAUUAAUUAUAGUGUCUGGGUAUUUGCACAAUACUGAAAUUGCAAUUGAUGCUCUUUCAAUUUGCAUAUCAAUCUUUGUCUGGGAAUCCAUGAUUCCGCUGGGAUUUUUGGCCGGAACUGGUGUGCGUGUAGCAAAUGAUCUUGGUGCAGGCAACGCAAAAGGUGCCAAAUUUGCAACCACAGUGUCUGUGAUUACCUCUCUAGCAGUUGGAUUUUUCUUUUGGUCAAUUGUUAUGGCCUUUCAUGAGACGCUUGCAAUGAUCUUCACCUCAAGUUCUUCUGUUAUUACAAUGGUUAAUAAGUUCUCAGCCUUACUGGCAUUCACCAUUCUUCUCAACUGCAUUCAACCAGUUCUUUCAGGUGUGGCAGUCGGAUCUGGUUGGCAAUGUGUAGUGGCAUUUGUAAACAUAGGUAGCUACUAUAUAGUUGGAGUUCCUCUUGGCAUCUUCUUCGGAUGGCUUCAAUUUGGUAUCACUGGUAUCUGGGCUGGAAUGAUCUGUGGAACUGUGGUUCAGACAUUGAUACUAACUAUCAUCACUUUGAAAUGCAAAUGGGAAAUAGAGGCACAAAAGGCUCGAAUUCAUAUAUCCAACUAAUAACAUCAGUUUGAGUGUGCCUAUUAUGUGAGUUAUAUUACAGUGCUUAUUGUGAAUCAGUGUUAUGUCUGGGACCUGUUUGUUUGAAGAAUAUGGGGAAACAGUUAUUUUCCUUCCUUUUUCUCUCGGGUUAAUGUUAUGAAUGGCCCCUAAACUAUAGUAAAGUAUUUAAUAUAAUGCUUGAAUUUUAAAAAUGUCUAAUGUGGUAUUUGAACUAUGAAUUUGUUAACUAAUAUGAAAUGUGAUUAACUUUAAAUGCUGACAUAUGACGCACAAACAACUUUUAUGCCAAAUUAAUUAACAAAUUCAUAGUUCAGAUAUCACAUUAGAGAUUUUAAUAUUUACAUACAAAAUUAAAUAUUUUACUAUACUUCAUUGGUCACUUGUAACGGUAAUCCAUUUGUAUUUGCUGUUUACUGCUACUCAAGUUUAGCACCAAGAACAAAAGAGGGGAGUAGAGGGAAAAAGAAACAAAUAAUGAGUGAUGAAUUAAAAGGCGGUGAAAAGCUGUCUGGCUACCCGCAUCUAUAUCUUUCUAGUUUCUUUGGAUUGUUUCCAUAGUUGAAACUUAGCAGGGAAAUGCUAGUUGGUGCAAACUGCAAGUGUGGAUGAACUUAAGAUCUUUAUUUGAACUUUCCCGCACUAAGCCACUUGUGCUAAGCUCAAAGCGGUUGGCUCUUGAUUUUCAUAAAUUUCUUGUUAGCUGUUUCGAAAGCUAAUAAAGAAAAAAAUAGUUACAUAAAAUUCCUGCCACAGGACUUCUAGUUCUAGAUGAUAAUUGGGGACCAUUUUGAAUAUUAAAGAAAAUUCGAAAGCCUAAUGCAAAUUGAAUUAUUGCUUCUUAUGUACUUACCCACUCUAAUAAACAUAUUUAAAAUACGAAGUACAUGCAAGAGACAUCCAAAGCCUCUGAAAUCAUCAGGCCAAGGCACAAGAAUUCUCUUACAACAAAAUUCAAUGUCUUUUUUUUAUUUGAUCAUCAAGUGAAUGGGUAUGAAUAAUUAAACAUGCUAAGCUUAUCUGAGCAUGCGAGGCUGACGAUCGAGAUUCUUACCAUCACUUUCCACUUGACUAAUCUACGGCUUGCGUCCAGCAGCGAAGAGUAGGAACGCAAUUUGAGUUGUCAAUUAGAGAGCUGAAAAGCUACCUGAUGCGUCACAUGAAGGAAGGUCAUGACUCAUGGACAUGUAAAGCAACUACCAUUCCAGUUUUCAACAAGGUCAUUGACAUGUAAUGUAACUAACAUUCCGGUUCCAACCCAUUGAUUUUGCAAAUAAGCCCAAGAAGUUUACGCGUUAUAGGUACGUGUGAAUUAAUAUUGAUGAUGAAAUGAUAGUUACGUAAGUUUCCACAAUUUUCCAACUAUGAUGGAAAUAAACACCAGACCGCCUACGUUUGAGAACUCCAUAUCCACGUCGAAUAAAAACCAUUCAAUUAAAUUUAAAGCCAGCGAGAGGUGAAAUGCAGGUGCAGCUUGAUUGGCGUUUUUUUUUUUUUUUUAAUUUUUUUGGCCAAAUCUUGGUCAGGUGAUUUAAUUGAGAGUUUGAUUAGAUAUGAGGAAUUUGGAAUUUGGUGAUUGUCUCUGUUGGGACCUUUUAGACCGCUUGGUUGAAUAUUAAUUGAUUGAUACCAGCUGGUCAAGGACUUGGAACUUCAGUUGCGUUUUGCUUUUCGCUUCUUGUUUCUAUAUACGCACGCAUUUUUCUUCCUUUUCACGUAGUAAAAGUGGGUCUUGAACCCGAAAUUGAAUGUUGG
This is a messenger RNA of Durio zibethinus, 3432 nucleotides long. RefSeq names its product protein DETOXIFICATION 27-like. The record is from RefSeq and is a predicted model, not a curated record. Gene Ontology annotation, molecular function: antiporter activity; xenobiotic transmembrane transporter activity. Lineage: Eukaryota; Viridiplantae; Streptophyta; Magnoliopsida; Malvales; Malvaceae. Gene Ontology annotation, biological process: xenobiotic detoxification by transmembrane export across the plasma membrane. Gene Ontology annotation, cellular component: membrane.